AAGUCUCGAAUGGCAUGACGGAGAAAAGUCUCGAAUGGAAUGACGGAGACAUGUCUGGAAGCGCCCAGAGUGAGAGCUCGGCGAGUAUAAAAGUAGAUGAGGGAGACUGCCAUCCAGUUUUAACAAGACACAAGAUCCACAACGUUAGAAGACUUCACAGACAGAGGACAAGAAGACCCUCAAGCUGCAAAAACCGAACAUUGAAGUCGGCAUUUUGACAGUCAAGCAAGCAAAAUGGUAUCAGCAAAAGGCGCAGCCAUCGGCAUCGACCUGGGCACCACGUACUCCUGCGUGGGCGUUUACCAGCAUGGCAAAGUGGAGAUCAUCGCCAACGACCAGGGCAACAGAACCACGCCCAGCUAUGUGGCGUUCACCGACACAGAGAGGCUGAUCGGUGAGGCCGCCAAGAACCAGGUUGCAUUGAACCCCGGCAACACAGUGUUUGACGCAAAGAGACUGAUCGGAAGGAGGUUUGACGAUCCGGUGGUGCAAGCAGACAGGAAGCACUGGCCCUUCGAGGUGGUCGCCAAUGAAGGGAAGGCCAAAAUCAAGGUGCAACACAAAGGGGAGGACAAAGCCUUCUACCCAGAGGAGAUCUCCUCCAUGGUGCUGGUGAAAAUGAAGGAGACGGCCGAAGCCUAUCUGGGUCAACGGGUGACAGAUGCCGUGGUAACGGUGCCCGCCUACUUCAAUGACUCUCAACGGCAGGCCACCAAAGACGCGGGCGUCAUCGCGGGAUUGAACAUCCUAAGGAUCAUCAAUGAGCCCACAGCUGCGGCCAUCGCCUACGGUCUGGACAAAGGCCGGUCAGGAGAACGCAACGUCCUCAUCUUCGAUCUGGGCGGCGGCACCUUCGACGUGUCCAUCCUGACUAUCGAGGAUGGCAUCUUUGAGGUCAAAGCCACCGCUGGGGAUACGCAUCUGGGCGGAGAAGACUUUGACAACCGCAUGGUGGAGCACUUUGCGGCCGAGUUCAAGAGGAAGCACAAGAAAGACAUCAGCCAGAACAAGAGGGCCUUGCGGAGGCUGCGCACCGCCUGCGAGAGGGCCAAGAGGACGCUGUCCUCCAGCUCCCAGGCCAACGUAGAGAUCGACUCCCUCUUUGAGGGCAUCGACUUCUACACCUCCAUUACCAGGGCUCGCUUUGACGAGCUGUGCGCUGACCUGUUCAGGGGAACCCUGGAGCCGAUCGAGAAAGCCCUGAGGGACGCCAAGAUGGAUAAGGGCCAGAUCCACGAUGUGGUUCUUGUCGGCGGCUCCACCCGGAUCCCGAGAAUCCAGAAGCUCCUACAGGACUUUUUCAACGGCAAGGAGCUGAACAAGAGCAUCAAUCCAGAUGAGGCGGUGGCUUACGGCGCAGCCGUCCAGGCCGCCAUCCUCACGGGGGACACCUCAGGCAAUGUCCAGGACCUGUUGCUACUGGAUGUGGCGCCGCUGUCGCUGGGCAUCGAGACCGCCGGAGGUGUCAUGACGCCGCUCAUCAAACGCAACACUACCAUUCCCACCAAGCAAACGCAAAUCUUCAGCACCUACUCCGACAACCAGUCCGACGUCCUCGUCCAGGUCUUGGAGGGCGAGAGAGCCAUGGCCAAAGACAACAACCUUCUGGGAAAGUUUGAGCUGAGUGGAAUCCCGCCAGCGCCACGAGGCGUGCCGCAGAUCGAGGUCACUUUCGACGUGGAUGCCAACGGCAUCUUGAACGUUUCUGCAGUAGACAAAAGCACCGGCAAGGAGAACAAAAUCACCAUCACCAAUGACAAAGGCCGUCUGAGCAGAGAGGAGAUCGAGAAGAUGGUGGGUGACGCCCAAAAGUACAAAGCUGAGGAUGACCUGCAGCGCGACAAGAUUGCUGCCAAGAACACUCUGGAGGCGUUCAUCUUCAACGUGAAGAGCAGCGUUCAGGACGAGAAGCUGGCGGCCCGCUUGAGCGAGGAGGACAAGAAGACACUGACGGACAAGUGCGAGCAGACCCUCUGCUGGCUGGAGAACAACCAGCUGGCCGACAGAGACGAGUUCCAGCACAAGCAAAGGGAGCUGGAACAAGUGUGCCAGCCGAUCAUCAGCAAGCUGUAUCAGGGGGCGGGGCCCUCCGAAGGUUGCAGGGCACAGGCGCGAGCUGGCACCCAGGGGCCCGUCGUUGAAGAGGUGGACUGAGGACCAACCUCACGUCGCACACUCGACAGACUUUGCGUUGAAUUCUCUUCAUGAUUCGACAUUGUAAGCCCUAAACUAAUAACUUCAUGGCCACACUUCUCUGCUGUAUUUUGUAAAUACUUUUCUAUUGACCACUGUCAGUUGUGCUUUUAAUCAACAUCUGUGAAAUUUGUUGUAUGGCCGUUCAUAUUUGAUACUGUAAAUUGUUAGCAGUACGAAAUACUAAUUUGUUCAAAUAUGUAUUGCAUGAAAAAAAAUAUUUGUCAAUGUGUGCCAAGUGAAUAAAUGUUUGAAAGUCCCAAACAA
Molecule: messenger RNA, 2460 nt
Organism: Syngnathus acus (greater pipefish)
Lineage: Eukaryota; Metazoa; Chordata; Actinopteri; Syngnathiformes; Syngnathidae
Product: heat shock 70 kDa protein 1-like
Exons: 2
Coding region: 235-2154 (639 amino acids)
Biological process (GO): protein refolding; cellular response to unfolded protein
Cellular component (GO): blood microparticle; vesicle; cytoplasm
Molecular function (GO): ATP binding; misfolded protein binding; ATP hydrolysis activity
Source: RefSeq, a predicted model, not a curated record